UUUACCGUAACACCAGCCCACAUCCACUGAAGGCAGCGCUCCUCAUUACCUGUCCUGUUUGUUGAUGUUGUAACCAGCUCUGGGGAUCCGGGUCAGGGGCUAUAGCGGUCCUCCAGUCCACAGACAAGUUUUUUUGACAUACAAAGACAAUGCGGGAAGAGGACUCCUCCCCGAUGGACAGUGCGGGGAACAGCGAGGAAGAGACCGACCUUCAUCUUCCGCGGAGAGGCGCGAGGAAGCGGCGGGCUGCACGGAGGAGCGUAGACGCGGAGGAGGAGGAGGGGGACGCGGAGAGCCAGAGCCCGGGCCGCGGUAAGAAGAGGUGCAGGAAGAGCUGUGAGGGCGGAGGAGGCAGCGCCGGGAGCGGUGGCAGCGAGGCCAGCAGCAGCCCCGAGGGCUCCUUCGAAGACCUCCAUACGCAGCGCGUAAUGGCCAACGUCCGCGAGCGACAACGGACACAGUCUCUCAACGAGGCGUUCACGUCACUACGGAAGAUCAUCCCCACGCUGCCGUCGGACAAACUCAGCAAGAUCCAGACGCUGAAGCUCGCGGCCCGGUACAUCGACUUCCUAUGCCAAGUCCUGCAAAGCGACGAGCUGGACGCGCGGGGAACCAGCUGCAGCUACGUGGCGCACGAACGCCUGAGCUAUGCGUUCUCGGUCUGGAGGAUGGGGGGCGCGUGGUCCCUGUCUGCUGCAUCCCACUAGUAGAGCUGCUGUGGAUGGGACAGCAAGAUUAUCCAGACUGAGGAACUGGUGGAUCAGACCAACCCUUCAGAUAGACUGACACAGGCCAACCACUGCAGCUGAGGCCCUGGCACUGCAGCCACUGUACUUCCGGCCUGAGAGGAGAGCAGGCUUCUCACACUUCCCUUCGCAUGGACUGUCAUGUUUGCGAAGAAGCACUUAGGACAGACAGGAUGGAUAUGAAGAAAGAAGAGAGACCACUGCGACUAGAUGAAUGUUGUAAAAAAACUAACAAAAUGAGCUCUGAGGAACUGCACUGUCUUGAAACCUGAGAGAAAAAUGACAAUUCAUUCCACAUUCUUUGUGACAGUGUUUCAGAGCAGAUGAAGUAUUUUGUAUUUAUUUUUAUACACAGGUUUAAAAUUCCUUUUCCCCCCUUCUCAAAUAAAAGUUAUUUAUUUUGUUUGUUAUCAGAGAAUGCUGAACGCUGAAUGGAUCUGCGCAUUUUGAGUUUUGUAAA
This is a messenger RNA of Platichthys flesus (European flounder), 1206 nucleotides long. It is a transcript of the gene twist1a, whose product is annotated as twist family bHLH transcription factor 1a. The transcript is spliced from 2 exons. The record is from RefSeq and is a predicted model, not a curated record. The coding region runs from base 150 to 707 and encodes 185 amino acids. Lineage: Eukaryota; Metazoa; Chordata; Actinopteri; Pleuronectiformes; Pleuronectidae. Gene Ontology annotation, molecular function: protein dimerization activity; DNA-binding transcription factor activity, RNA polymerase II-specific; RNA polymerase II transcription regulatory region sequence-specific DNA binding. Gene Ontology annotation, biological process: developmental process; regulation of transcription by RNA polymerase II.